Chondrus crispus (carragheen) is the source of this 129-nucleotide messenger RNA. RefSeq lists its product as hypothetical. The transcript has a single exon. The record is from RefSeq and is a predicted model, not a curated record. Bases 1 to 129 code for a protein of 42 amino acids. NCBI's taxonomy places the organism in Eukaryota, Rhodophyta, Florideophyceae, Gigartinales, Gigartinaceae.
AUGAGGAUUCGCCGCUUUGAAAUACGGAAGGGUGGAGAUGGAAGGGAAGUAUUGAUACUGGCAGAGUGGAGUUGGCAGAGGGGGGGGGUUACGGGGGUUGGGUUGCGGUCCCCGUCAGCGUCAGGGUAG